CCACCGCCGCCGCCGCGGAAUGACAGCGAUAGUAGCGGAGUGACAGUGCUCGACAGUGCGCGACGAACGACGCUCGACGUGGUGUUUCUCUCUCUCGCAGACCGUGCGUUUGACACUCGACAGGAUGGAUCGCGGCUCGUAGCUCGUGCACCUCGGAGUAGUCUGUUCUCCACCGGAGACGAAUGCUUGCGAUCUCUCUGGUAUCGCUCACCGAGGUGCUAUCAGCUAUCGUGCCGUUAAGAUGAACUUAAUGAGCGAUAUGGCUCGCUACGACAGCGAGAGGUCUUUACUCUCCUUGCAACUAGAACCGUCGGUUGAUUUAGCUCCUCUCGCUGUCCCCGUCACGACGUCUCUCGUGUCGUCGACGACAACGUGUUCUGUCAGCCCAGUCAAGGUCACUGCCGAUACCAAUUGUACUCACGUGUCGAACGCUACAACUCCCGAGACUCCAACCACCACCACUUCCUCGACACCGUCUUCGUCGGACUCUCGUAUACCAAGGCCGUCGCCGACGGCCCUGCAUCGCUCGGCGAGCCUGCGCGUGCGCGGCGAACGGAUCCCACCACAUUAUACGCGAGCCAGCAGCGCGGCCAACACUCUGCUCGGCCACCUAUACCACCACCGUCGUCACAACCACCUCCUGCAGUCGCAGCAACAGCAUCAACAUCCGGACCAUCGUAUCUUCCCUGUCAUCACGGAGAAUGGAACCGACUCGCCGCGACAACGAUCUCUCAGUCUCUCACUGACACCGGCGAGGCCGCGGCCAGGUCACGCGGCCUCUGGAGGAACAACGACGGCCGGCGCCGACGACAGCGAUGCCGAGAGCGUGAAGAGUUACGGUAGUGCCUGCAGCACAGCGAGCGCCUGCGAGCACGCCUCCUUCGCGUUGAACGGCACCACUUGGUCCGGCCGGUCGCGGAAAUAUGUCGUGCACUGUUCGAAUCAUAACGACAACGAGCAAUAUCUCACACCUACGCAGAGGGCGGCCAGACAAGUCAGGAAAUUUCAGGCUUUACUGAAGGAGGCGCGCAAGGAGAUCGAGGAGAAGGACCGCGAGAUCCUGCGCUUGACCAAGGAGGUCGUGGAGUUGCGGUUGUACAAGGCUUCUCUGAACAGUCCAGAUGAGCGGACAGACAGCAGCGACGCUCUUACCGUGCGCGAGAACAACCCCUUCUCGCCGGAGUCGCCGAGCAAGGAUCUCCCCGACGAAGGCGUCGGGGAGAAGGUCGCCAGUCCGGAUACUCCGGAGAAGCGUGUAAACAGCGAUCUUCCACCGUCGUUGUCUGAUUCCGGCCACUUUGAAGAUGGUUCCGUCCAUUCGAAAGAAUCCAUGUGCUUGCCCGAGCCACAGCCGGAGAUCGCCACCGGUACGUCGACGGUCGUCACCACAGUAUCCGGCGACACUGUCACCGAUGCGAUCUCCGCGCCGCCGCCGGCGGCGAGCACGGACCGAGACGAAGAGAGGCGUCGAUUAGUUAGUCAUUAUGAGAAUAGAAUCGAAGAUAUGCAUAGGCGGCAUGUCGAUGAGCUACAGGAACUCAAGCAGAAGCACAAUGAUAAGGUGGAGAGCUUGCUGAAUCAAUUGUCCGAGGUCAAUACCCGUUACUGCGAGGUACGACCGGCCAUGGAUAUCGCGGAGGCUCGGGCGCGCGAAUUAGAAGCGGAACUAGAGGCUGUGAAGACUGAACUGAACGAGCAGAAGACCUUGUUCAGCGAGCAGGAGGAAAGGAAUAAGCAAAUGUACCUGAAAAUGUAUACCAAAGGUCAAGAAGCCGCGCGCAUCGAACAGGCUGAUCAGAUUCUCGUGCAAGCCCAGCAAUUACCGCCUAAAGUCACCGUCGCAGAACUCCUUCAGCAAUUAACCGUCACGCAAGCGGAGUUAGAAAAUAUUAAGGACACAAGCUACUCGCCUGAACCUCACAUUUCAGCCGAACAUAGCCAAAGUUUGUUAAGCGCUCAGGAGGCUGUUUCUCUCUGGGUCCUUGGCACACGUAAGGCAAUGUAUCGGCGUAUCGUAGAGGCGAGAAGCAAUCAGGGUACUCUCGAUCCAGAAAUUACCCUGCAAUUCUUAAAGUCGGCGAUCUACUAUUUCCUAACUGAUAAGGAGAAUCAUCACGGCCACUUAAACGCUAUUGAAAGUAUCCUGGGCUUCACGGAGGCGGAAAAGCACAACAUCGAUAAACUUUAUCGAUCGGCGAGAAAGUAACGCUUUCUGAAAGCCUUCAAUAUGAAAAUGUUAUAUCAUUGCUGACGAAUGGUGUUAGGUUCAUUCGAUUUAAUGCCUGAAUUUCAAGAUGCUUGUUUUAAUUCUUUGGUAUUUAAAAGAAAAGUAAGAGAACAUUUUCAUUCAGUUUGAAAAAUAUGUGUGAACUUCAUGAAUACUUCUUAUAAACGAAACGACGAAGAGAGUUUUUGAUAA
Molecule: messenger RNA, 2419 nt
Organism: Harpegnathos saltator (Jerdon's jumping ant)
Lineage: Eukaryota; Metazoa; Arthropoda; Insecta; Hymenoptera; Formicidae
Gene: qtc
Product: GRIP domain-containing protein quick-to-court
Exons: 9
Coding region: 242-2206 (654 amino acids)
Source: RefSeq, a predicted model, not a curated record